AUGGGAGUCCCAGAGCAGCUCAAUGGCACAGCCAAUGGCAAGUCUAAGGACUCGUUGUCAAAGCAAUACGGUGGCGUUCAUGCCGGAGGAUGGGUGGACUAUCUCCCUUCAUAUUUCGUCCCGUACAUCCAGCUCUGUCGUCUGAGCCCCCCGGCCGCCUUCUUCAUCAUCUUCUUCCCUCAUUUCUUCGGCGUGAUCCACGCUGCUAGCGUCCAGAAGUCUUCCGUCGAAGAAGUCCUGCGUGUCUCCCUCAUUCUGCUGGGUGGAAGCUUCUUCUGCAACAAUGCCAGCCACGCCUGGAACGACCUCAUUGAUGCUCCCGUUGACAAGCUGGUCGCGCGCACUUGCACACGGCCCAUCCCCCGUGGAGCCAUCUCGCUCACCGCCGCUUUCAUCUUCACCUGCAUCCAGGCCGCCAUCGCUGCUUCUUUCCUCCUACUUCUUCCCAGCAGCAUCGCCCUGGCUGCUGUGCCCAACAUCUUCGGCACUACUUACUACCCCUUCGCCAAAAGACACACCCAUUUCCCGCAGGUGGUGCUGGGAUUCUGUCUGACGUGGGGUAUCAUGAUUGGAAGCGCGGCCAUGGGUGUGCCCGAGCCGUGGGCCGACAAAUCUACCCUGUCCCUGUUCGUGGCCUCGUCCUUGUGGGUGAUCAUCUUUGACACGGUCUACGCCCACCAGGAUCUGGAGGACGACCUGAGAGUCGGCGUGAAGAGCACCGCGGUUCUCCUGCAGAGCUACGCGCGUCUGUUCCUGGUCGUCUUGUUCCUCGGCAUGAGUGCGUGUCUCUUUGCUUGCGGGUACUACUCCAACAUGAGCAUGGCCUUCUUUUCCGUCACCGUGGGUGGCUGCUUCCUGUCCGUAGGCGCGAUGGUCUUCUUCGUUGAUCUCAAGGACCCCGCGAGCUGCUGGUCGUGGUUCUCGCAGGGCUUCUGGAUGACCGGCGUUGCCAUCUCGGGUGGGUUGCUGGCUGAGUAUGUCUAUGCCGCGAACGGAAGUCUGUGGUAA
Penicillium roqueforti is the source of this 1008-nucleotide messenger RNA. RefSeq names its product 4-hydroxybenzoate octaprenyltransferase. Lineage: Eukaryota; Fungi; Ascomycota; Eurotiomycetes; Eurotiales; Aspergillaceae. The coding region runs from base 1 to 1008 and encodes 335 amino acids. Gene Ontology annotation, cellular component: mitochondrial inner membrane. The transcript has a single exon. Gene Ontology annotation, molecular function: 4-hydroxybenzoate polyprenyltransferase activity. The record is from RefSeq and is a predicted model, not a curated record. Gene Ontology annotation, biological process: ubiquinone biosynthetic process.